Molecule: messenger RNA, 1668 nt
Organism: Mytilus trossulus (common blue mussel)
Lineage: Eukaryota; Metazoa; Mollusca; Bivalvia; Mytilida; Mytilidae
Exons: 3
Coding region: 19-1185 (388 amino acids)
Source: RefSeq, a predicted model, not a curated record
GGCGAGACGAGAUUUAUAAUGGCUAGUCAAUUACUGGAUGUGUUCAAUUAUUCUUUUGAGUCCGAGGAGCAUAUUGAACACUCAUCAAAAGAUGAUAAAAAUGUGAUUGAAGAUUCGUCAAAAACCGAAACGAAGUACGAAAUUUUUAAAACCGAAGAAAGUGGAAGUCAGAUACAUAGAAGAACCGAGUCGAAGGAUCCAAAGGAGGAAAUUAGUGACGAAAAAGAUCUUGACAUUCUGGAAGCGGAUAACGUUAUCGCUCGUCCGUUCCAGAAGGUGUCUAUAUCUAUUGAGUCCGACAAGCAGUUUGAACUUACAGCAAAAGAAGAGAACAAUGUUGUUGCAAAAUCCAUCGUAGACGAACUGAAUUACGAUAUGGCAAAACUCAAAGAGAGCGACGAGCAAGAAGAGGACAAACCUGAUUUUACUGAUAGAAGAGAAGCAACUGGCAGUAGAAAAAGAUAUCAUAGUGAAAACAAUGAAGAUGGUAAUAUGAUUGCCAAUCCGUUACAGAAUAUGUUCAAACUUGUGUCCGAUGAGCAAUUGAAAAAUACCACAAAAGAGGAGAAAACGGUUGUAGCAGAAUUUUUGAUAGCUGAACUGAAUUACAACAUGAUUAAACUUAAAAAGAGCGACAGUCAGAAAGAUAAAAGUAUUGAAUCGGAGAAAAGGAAGGAGGUUUCAGGUGACAGCUCUGAUGGCAUUAUGUCGGUAAAAAGAUACUUGGAAGUUAACUUUCCUAAUAAUACACCUGUCCUUGAAAAUCAUAAUAAGAACCCGAGUAAUAAAGAAGUGUUUGGUGCCAAUGGAGAAAACGAUAAAAGGGAACCCACUGUCGACUACACAUGGUUAAAAAGUUCAUCGGUGAAUGAUAUUGCAAUGUCACAGUUGGAGAAUAAGGCACUACAAAAGGUUAUCGGUCAGGUUAAACAGGAGGAUUGCAACAAAAUAUUAGCUCUCUUUAGAAAUUCAGUUCAAGACAAGGGCAUUCAACAAGCAAAUGAACUGCCUUCACUACUGAUGGAAAGCGCAUUUCAAGUUCUUGAAAAAAAGAGAUCUGAAGAUGUAUUAUUAGUUGAUUUGUUACCGACUAUAAUUAGAAAUAACAGUGAAGGAUCAAAUAGUGCUAAGGAUGACCAUGCAAGUACUUCGGAUGAUCAACCUACGACAAAUGACAAAGACUGAUAGUCUUUUAUAACAAAUAAUAAGAUAAUGUAUAUAAAAAAGCUUAUCGUUUUGACAAAAAGCAAAUAAGACUAAAAUGCUGGAUGCUUAAUAUAUUAAAACGAGAUCGCACCUUGUAGAAUCUCUGGAAACAUAAAGCUUAGCUGAUAUAUUACUGGUAAAAUAAAUAUAUACCAUGGGAGCCGUGAUUAAAUUCUGAAACACUAAAUUCAAUUGUUAGGGUAAAAAUAACCUUUCUGUCUUACAAAAUAGUUACCCGUCUAUUUGGUCAUUUAUUUAACUGUCGACAUGGAUGUAAACUCAUUUAAAAACGAUACUUUUAACAGAAUUUUUGAAUAUUUCUUCAUAAAUAUUACAUUGAACGAUAUGGUCACUUCGGAAUUUGAAGAGUGUGCUCUUCAUCAAGGUAGUCAAAUUAAUUUACACAUGUGAAUGCAGUUAUUGUUAUUUAUUCUGUAAUUUGUAAAUGUGGAUUAUCAAUCA